This is a messenger RNA of Colletotrichum spaethianum, 2646 nucleotides long. RefSeq names its product putative beta-glucosidase btgE. Gene Ontology annotation, biological process: glucan catabolic process. NCBI's taxonomy places the organism in Eukaryota, Fungi, Ascomycota, Sordariomycetes, Glomerellales, Glomerellaceae. Bases 1 to 2646 code for a protein of 881 amino acids. The transcript is spliced from 5 exons. The record is from RefSeq and is a predicted model, not a curated record. Gene Ontology annotation, molecular function: beta-glucosidase activity.
AUGAGGACACAGACUCUGGCUGUUGCCCUCCUGGCGGCAGCUGAUCACGUUGCCGCUGCCGUGACUCUGGAAGGAAAGUUGCACAAGCGCGACCUCGCCUACUCGCCGCCUGUCUACCCGUCACCAUGGAUGGACCCUAGUGCCGACGGCUGGGCUGAUGCCUACACCAAGGCGAAGGACUUCGUCUCCCAACUGACCCUCCUCGAGAAGGUCAACCUGACUACCGGAGUUGGCUGGCAAGGAGACUUGUGCGUCGGCAAUGUUGGAGCUGUCCCCCGUCUAGGACUCCGCGGUCUUUGCAUGCAGGACGGCCCCGUCGGUAUCCGUUUCUCCGAUUACAACUCCGUCUUCCCCUCCGGCCAGACUGCUGCCGCGACUUGGGACCGAAACUUGAUUUACCGCAGAGCCGAAGCCAUUGGAUUCGAGCACCGCUCCAAGGGUGUCGACGUUGUUCUAGCCCCUGUUGCCGGUCCCCUUGGCCGCGCACCCACUGGUGGCCGAAAUUGGGAGGGCUUCUCUGUCGACCCUUACUUGACGGGCGUUGCCAUGGCCGAGUCGGUCAAAGGAAUUCAGCAGCACGCUAUCGCAUGUGCUAAGCAUUUUAUCGGGAACGAACAAGAGCACUUCAGACAAGCGCCAGAGGCUAUUGGCUACGGAUACAACGUUACCGAGUCCGUGUCAUCCAAUAUUGACGACAAAACAAUGCACGAGCUAUACAUGUGGCCCUUUGCGGAUGCCGUUCGCGCCGGCGUCGGUUCCAUCAUGUGCUCUUACAAUCAAGUCAACAACUCGUACGGAUGCCAGAACUCGAAGCUUCUCAACGGUCUCCUGAAGGAAGAGCUUGGUUUCCAGGGUUUCAUCAUGUCCGACUGGCAAGCUCAACAUGCAGGAGCUGCUACCGCUGUUGCCGGUCUCGACAUGGCCAUGCCAGGUGAUGUGCUCUUCAACACUGGAACCACAUUUUGGGGAACGAACCUUACCGUAGCCGUCCUAAACGGCACCGUACCUGAGUACCGCCUUGAUGAUAUGGCCCUGCGCAUCAUGGCCGCCUUCUUCAAGGUCGGCCUCAAGGUGGAGGAUGAACCCGACAUCAACUUCUCCUCGUGGACUAAGGCCACGGUUGGCCCGGCUCACUACUUCGCCAAGGAGAACAUUGAGGUCAUCAACCAGCACGUAGACGUUCGCAGGGGCCGAGAGCAUGGCAAUCUCAUCCGUGAGAUCGCUGCCAAGGCCACUGUACUACUGAAGAACAAGGGAGCCCUGCCUCUCAAGAAGCCCAAGUUCCUGGCCGUUAUUGGAGAGGACGCCGGCCCUAACUCUCAAGGUCCCAACGGAUGUGCUGACCGUGGUUGCAACGACGGCACCCUCGGUGCGGCAUGGGGAUCAGGAAGCGCCGAGUACCCCUAUCUUAUUACUCCUGACCAGGCACUGCAAGCGCGGGCUAUCGCGGAGGGUUCUCGGUACGAGAGCAUCCUCAGCAACUACGAGUCCGCAGCUACCACGGCGCUGGUCACACAGCCAGACGCUACGGCCAUUGUCUUUGUUAACGCGGACAGUGGCGAAGGCUACAUCAACGUGGGUGGAAACGAGGGUGACCGCCAGAACUUGACCCUUUGGAACGCGGGAGACGAGCUGGUUAAGAACGUGUCUUCCAUCAACAACAACACCAUUGUCGUCAUCCACUCUGUCGGCCCUGUUUUGCUGACUGAUAUGUACAACAACCCCAACAUCACUGCGAUUGUUUGGGCCGGUCUUCCGGGUCAGGAGUCGGGUAACUCGAUCACGGACGUGCUUUACGGAGACGUCAACCCCGGAGGCAAGUCCCCGUUCACUUGGGGGCCCACCCUUGAGAGCUACGGCACCAACGUUCUGUACGAGCCCAACAACGGCCAGGGCGCUCCUCAGGAUGACUUUACUGAGGGCGUCUUCAUCGACUACCGCCACUUCGACCGAGCCACUGCCGGUUCCGACGGCAACGGAAACUCCAGUGGCGCUGCCCCCAUCUACCCAUUCGGCUUUGGUCUCUCAUACACAACUUUCGAGUUCUCCAGCUUGGUCGUGGCCCCUAGGAACGCCAGCGAGUACAAGCCGACCACGGGCGAAACGGCCAAGGCGCCGACUUUCGGCAACUACAGCACCGACCCUGCCGAAUACGUCUUCCCCAGCAACGAGUUCCGUUACAUCUACAACUACAUCUACCCCUACCUUAACACCUCGGAUGUUCGCGAGUCUGCCAACGACCCCAAGUACGGACAGGCGGCUGACGAAUUCCUGCCUCCCCGGGCCCUGGAGAGCAGUCCCCAGCCCAAGAACCCCGCAUCAGGCGCCCCUGGUGGCAACCCUCAGCUUUGGGAUGUUCUGUACACCGUGACUGCCACGGUCACCAACAUGGGCGAUGUGGCCGGCGACGAGGUUGCCCAGCUGUACGUCUCCCUUGGUGGUCCGCAGGACCCGGUCAAGGUGCUGCGUGGUUUCGAGCGCCUCACUAUCGAGCCCGGCGCGUCGGCGGUUUUCAAGGCGGACAUUACCAGACGCGACCUCAGCAACUGGGACACGGCGAGCCAGAACUGGGUUAUCAGCCAGUACCCGAAGAAGGUGUGGGUCGGAAGCUCGUCGCGAGACUUGCCCUUGAGUGCGUCGCUUUAA